Messenger RNA from Salvia miltiorrhiza (redroot sage), 1293 nucleotides. RefSeq names its product putative GDP-L-fucose synthase 2. Gene Ontology annotation, molecular function: GDP-L-fucose synthase activity. Gene Ontology annotation, biological process: nucleotide-sugar biosynthetic process. The transcript has a single exon. The record is from RefSeq and is a predicted model, not a curated record. Bases 203 to 1150 code for a protein of 315 amino acids. NCBI's taxonomy places the organism in Eukaryota, Viridiplantae, Streptophyta, Magnoliopsida, Lamiales, Lamiaceae.
AAUUAGGAUUAAUUAAUUCGUAUUUAAAAUCAUUAAUUCAGCCCUUAAAAAGACCCAUUAACUGAAGGCGAUAAAAGCCCAACUUUUGCCAUAGAAAGCCCAACUACAAAGCCCAUUCUCAACCGACAACAUCUACACCCGCUCUUUUCCUAACUCAUCUUCACACCACCACCACCACCACCGUACCGUCACCGCAACGCCUAUGGAUCCAAUCAGCAUCGACAAAUCUGGCGCCAUAUUCGUGGCCGGGCACCGCGGGCUCGUGGGCUCCGCCGUCGUCCGCAAGCUGACCUCCCUCGGGUACACGAACCUCCUCCUCCGCAGCCACGCGGAGCUCGAUCUGACCUCCCAAUCCGCCGUCGACGCCUUCUUCGCGGAGCAUAAACCCCAAUGCGUAAUCCUAGCCGCCGCCAAAGUAGGCGGAAUCCACGCCAACAACACCUACCCGGCGGAUUUUAUCACCAUCAACCUCCAAAUCCAGACGAACGUCAUCUCCUCCGCCUUCAAUCACAAAACCCUAAAACUCCUCUUCCUGGGAUCCUCCUGCAUCUACCCCAAAUUCGCCCCGCAGCCGAUCCCGGAAUCCGCCCUCCUAACCGGCCCGCUGGAGCCCACCAACGAGUGGUACGCCAUCGCGAAGAUCUCCGGCAUCAAAAUGUGCCAGGCGUUCCGGAUCCAGCACUCGUUCGACGCCAUCUCUGCCAUGCCCACCAACCUCUACGGCCCCAACGACAAUUUCCACCCCGAAAACUCCCACGUUCUCCCGGCGCUGCUGCGCAGGUUUCACCAAGCCAAAUUGAGCAAAUUGGAGAAUGUGGUGGUUUGGGGGAGCGGGACGCCGCUGCGAGAGUUCCUGCACGUGGAUGAUCUCGCCGACGCCAUCGUCUUCCUGCUGGAGAAGUACAGUGGGUUGGAGCAUGUGAAUGUGGGGAGUGGGAAGGAAGUUAGCAUUAAGGAGCUGGCGGAAUUGGUGAAGGAGGUUGUUGGAUACCAAGGGCAGAUCAUUUGGGAUUCGAGCAAGCCCGAUGGCACGCCUAGGAAGCUCAUGGAUAGCUCCAAGCUUGCCAGUUUGGGAUGGGAGCCCAAGAUUUCGCUCAAGGAUGGACUUGCAAACACUUACAACUGGUAUUUGGAGAAUGUUACUGCUUAGCCACAGCUCAUUUUAUCCUCUGUUUCUUCAAAUCUAUAUAUCUUUUCAACCAUCUCUGUAUCAAUAUGUUGUUAUUUGGAUUCAUAAUUUAAACAUUCGCAUAUUGAAAUUUAUUAUGGCUGGGAGAUGGUGUUUGAUUUGCA